GAGCCGAAGAUGUCGGCUCAGUCAUGUGAUCAGCUGUGUCCAAUCACAGCUGAUCACAUGGGACAUCUACACUGAUCAUCAGGGCACUGAUGAUCAGUGUGCCCUGAUGAUCAGUGUAGCCCCAGCAGUGCCACCUGUCAGUGUCCAUCAGUGCUUUGUGUCAGUGCUCAUCAGUGCCUCGUGCUAGUGCCCAUCAGUGCCACAUAGUGCCACAUAUCAGUGCCUACCAGUGCACAUCAAUGCCACAUGUCAGUGCCCAUCUGAGCUGCCUUUCAGUGUCACCCAUCAAUGCCAGUCAGUGCCACCUAUCAAUGCCAAUCAGUGCCACCUAUCAGUGCUGCCAAUCAGUGCCACCUAUCAGUGCCAGUCAGUGCCGCCUAUCAAUGCACAUCAGUGCCGCCUAUCAGUGCCAGUCAGUGCUGCCUAACAGUGCCAGUCAGUGCUGCCUAUCAGUGCCAGUCAGUGCCAGUCAGUGCCGCCUAUCAGUGCCAGUCAGUGCCGCCUAACAGUGCCAGUCAGUGCCACCUAACAGUGCCAGUCAGUGCUGCCUAUCAGUGCCAGUCAGUGCCGCCUAUUAGUGCCAGUCAG
Molecule: messenger RNA, 588 nt
Organism: Staurois parvus
Lineage: Eukaryota; Metazoa; Chordata; Amphibia; Anura; Ranidae
Source: the annotation of a GenBank genome assembly